UCCUCCCCUCUCCCAGGGAUGGUUUCCAUCUGUGAGGCCUCGCUCCCCUCCCACCCUUGUUUCGGGUGCCAGGCUGGGGUCUCAGCCGUGCUGAGGCACUGAGGGCAUCCCUGGCCUUUGCAUCAGGAUUUCCCCUCGGUGGUUGUGGUUCUUCUCCAGAAGCCAAGGGGAAGCUGCGGUUGGCGAGGUGGGGGCGAGCUGUCCCCUGAACCUGCUGCCAGCGCCUGCUUCCCCCAGACCGGGCAGGGCACGGGUGCACCCCCAGGCAAAGCACCCCAUCGGGGUCCCCUACACUGCUAGAGCCAAGAGCUGAGCUGCUGCACAGGGGCCUGGGGGUCCUGGCUCCCCCUCCCCACCCCACAGCCCACGCACAGGGGCUUGGCUGUGCUCAGGGAGGGGCCCGGAGGUCCCACUGCCCCGUGCUGGCCACAGUGCCUCAAAAGGUGAGAGCUGGGCUCCCCCAGCCUCCCACAGCCCCCACUUCCCCUUUGCUUUCUAGGAACUGCAGAAAGUACGUGAAAGGGUACAGUGCUCCCGUCCCCAGGGUGGGGUCUUCUACAUGCCCUCGACAUGGGCUGGCACCAGUGGGGUGGCAAAGGGGCAGCUGCUGACCGGGGUGAUCUCUGUCCCUACAUCUCUGCACAGGAUCCCAUGGGACACAGAGGGGAGGGAAGGGUGAGACAACCUGUGCCGGGCUGGGGGCAUCACCCUGAGCCUCUGUGGGAACCCGUCCCUCUCCUUGGGGACCCACGGCAGCACAUCCAGAGGGGCCCAGCCCUGAGCUGCCCCUCUCCAGACCCCCGGCACAGGUGCUGAUAGACCUCACUGGUCCCCCUGCCCUGCAGCAGGGCACUGUGCAGACCCUCAGGUGGGGCAGGACCCCUCUGGGAGAGCUGGGACCACCCAGAACCCCCCACACCAUCCCAGGUGCCCAGCUCUGCCCCUCCCACCAGGGCGUCCGGUGCCCCCCAGCCCGGGAAGUACCAGUGGUGAGUCCCAGGGCUGGGUGGGUGGGGAGUGGGGGGACGAGCGUGGGUCCCAUUCUCCAGUUCUGAGAAUUGUGAUGCUGCUGUGGCUGCACCUUGGGGCAGCCCCACGGAGUCCAGCCCAGUAUAAGACCACAGCCCCCAGCCCUGCUGAGCCCACCAGAGACACACGCAGAGAUGCUGGUGCUGGUGGGACUGGUGCUGUUCCUUGUGCCUGCAGAACCCCUGACUGCCUUCCCCCCGAAGUUCCAGGUGGGGAAACUCAACCAGGACGUGGUGGUGCAAUGUGACACUUCAGAGCAGCACAUCUACUGGACACUGAACGGCGAGGAGGAGCCCAUGGCCGAACUGGUGCCUGAGGGCCAGAACCUCACCAUCCUCGGCUUGGACCUGCCAGCCACUGGCAACUACAGCUGCUGGGCUGGCCCCGUCCUGCUGGACACCACCUACGUGGUGGUCAGCGGCACCCGUGAGGAGAAGAUCAAUGUGUCCUGCCAGGCUGAGUCCUACAACGGCUCCUUCCACUGCUCCUGGCCUGGGCCUCCCUCUGCCAUCUUCCGAGCUCGCCUCACACGCAGCGAUGGCUCCGUGGGGCCAUGGGUACCGGUGGCCAGUGACCAUGGCCAGUUCAACACCAGCCUUGCUGACCCCUGGUUCUGCCCCUUUGGGGAGGAGCUGCACCCGCUCCAGCUGCACCUGGAGGGGCUCUCGGACACCUCCUACCUCAACCUCUCCAGGCACUUCUUCCUUCGCGACAUUGUGCGUCCUGAUCCACCCCAGGAGCUGAGCCUGCAGCAGCGGGGGCAGCAGCUCCACCUGGCCUGGGCCCCCCCAGCCUCCUGGCCGCUCCCCAAGUCCUACUUUGCUCUGCUCUACCAUCUACAGUAUGAGCUCCACAACGGCACCCAGGUUGAGCAGUUCGUGGAGGGUGUGGAGGAGACUCCGGUGCAGGAGGGGGCACGACGGGUGCGAAUCAGCUGCCGGGAUCCCUACACACCCCCAGCCUGGAGCCCCUGGAGUGCCUGGAUGGGCCUCGAUGUGCCCCAUUAACAGAGGCUUUGAGAGUGCUGUCCCCAAGAACGGGCACCUCCUUUCCGCAGAACCCCCAUCCCUUUACAGCUCAGAAAAGGAUUUUUGCCCCUAUUAAAACUCUGGGAUUGG
Messenger RNA from Parus major (Great Tit), 2147 nucleotides. Its product is annotated as interleukin-12 subunit beta-like. Gene Ontology annotation, cellular component: membrane. Gene Ontology annotation, molecular function: cytokine receptor activity; protein binding. The transcript is spliced from 7 exons. The record is from RefSeq and is a predicted model, not a curated record. NCBI's taxonomy places the organism in Eukaryota, Metazoa, Chordata, Aves, Passeriformes, Paridae. Bases 1164 to 2036 code for a protein of 290 amino acids.